Molecule: messenger RNA, 2799 nt
Organism: Danio aesculapii
Lineage: Eukaryota; Metazoa; Chordata; Actinopteri; Cypriniformes; Danionidae
Gene: zdhhc13
Product: zinc finger DHHC-type palmitoyltransferase 13
Exons: 17
Coding region: 89-2026 (645 amino acids)
Biological process (GO): protein palmitoylation
Cellular component (GO): Golgi membrane
Molecular function (GO): palmitoyltransferase activity; protein binding
Source: RefSeq, a predicted model, not a curated record
GUGGAAGAUGCACCGACCGCACGCCCGACUUCAGUUUCUGGCAGAGUAAAUCUUGAUGGUAAAUCACGGAUAACCUCGGACAGAAGUGAUGGACUGGUCAGAAGGAGACGGAUGCCAUUCCCAUGGUCACAUGGGUGACAGUUGCCAUGGACAUGGCGGUGGCCACUCCCACGGACACGGGCACAGUCAUGGAGGAUCUGGAUUUGGUGGUUUUAUGCCUGCUGGCUUCCACGGUCAGCUCGUCCCGGGACCUAUGGACCCCACACAGCAGCCGAGGAAAUCCUCACACCCCGAGGACAGCAGCUCCUGGGACAUCAUUAAAGCAACACAGUUUGGUGCUCUUGAGAGGUGUAAAGAACUUGUAGAGGCCGGUUAUGACGUGAGGCAACCUGAUAAGGAAAAUGUUACACUUCUCCAUUGGGCCGCCAUCAAUAACCGAGCAGACAUCGUCAAAUACUACAUAUCUAAAGGUGCUGUCAUUGACCAACUAGGCGGGGACCUGAAUUCUACACCGCUCCACUGGGCCAUACGGCAGGGUCAUUUAUCUAUGGUCAUUCAGCUGAUGCGAUAUGGAGCCGAUCCAUCAUUAGCAGAUGGUGAAGGCUAUCGGGGUCUCCAUCUGGCUGUGCUCUUCCAGAAUAUGCCCAUUGCUGCCUACCUUAUGGCCAAAGGACAGGAAGUGGAUUUACCGGAUAUAAACGGACAAACUCCACUGAUGUUGGCGGCGCAGAAAAUCAUCGGACCAGAGCCCACAAACUUCCUGAUAAAGUGCAAUGCAUCAGUGAAUGCGGUGGAUAAAGUGAACAGAAACUCACCUCUGCACUGUGCUGUUCUGGCUGGUAAUGUUGACUCCGUUCACAUUCUGCUGGAGGCCGGAGCCAGUGUCGAUAUGCAGAAUGACAACGGUCACACUGCCAUAGAUCUGGCGCAGCAGGUGCACAGUCCUCUGCUCAUUCACAUGCUCAGUGUGGUGAAAACAGAGAGAAUCAAAGCCAACUCUGCCUGUCUCAAACUGCUCAACAGAUACAAGGUGUGUCUGCAGUGUGUGUUCUCUGUGGUUGUAGUUGGAGCCAUUGGUGCCAUAUUAGACAUGAGGACGGAGUCGUGGUUGCUGAAAGGUGUUCUGCUGGCCUGCAUCAUGGCUGUCAUCAACCUCACAUCUAGGCAGUUGGCAACUGUGGCCGUUCGAUCUUUAAUUCCCUCUACAGGCCUCAUGGCUUCAGUCUUCUGGAUGGUGGUCACCUGGGUCCUGUGGCUUUUGCCUGAUGAGUCCAGUGCUGCAGUUCAGAUGCUCUUCACUGUCAACAUUACUGCUGUGCUCUAUUACUACAUCCGCUCCUGUAGAACUGAUCCAGGACACGUCAAGGCCACCGAGGAGGAGAAGAAGAAGAAUAUUGUGGUUUUGGCAGAGGCAGGCUGUCUGGAUCCCAGGAUAUUUUGUACUUCAUGCAUGAUGAGGAAGCCAAUGAGAGCGAACCACUGCUUUUCUUGUAAUGCCUGUGUGGCUAAACAGGACCAUCACUCCAUUUGGAUCAACGGCUGCAUAGGGGCCAGAAAUCACCCAUACUUUGUGCUUUUCCUGGUGGCUCUGAACUUCCUCUGCAUCUGGAUGUUUUACGGCAGUAUCACGUACUGGUCCAGACACUGUCCUCUGCAUUACUCCGAGGAGGGUAUUUGGGGGGCUCUGACCGCUCUGAUGGGAUGUUCUCCAUGGCUGCUGUAUGUUUUCUGCUUCGUCUUUUUUCACACCACCUGGGCCUCCGUCCUGCUCAUCCUCCAGCUCUACCAGAUUGCGUUCCUUGGUCUGACGACGUCUGAGAGGGCGAAUCUGAUGCACAGACAGAGAAAACUCCCUCAAGCCGUUUCUCUCAGACAAAACCCAUUCAAUCACGGAGUGGUGAGGAACCUGGUAAACUUCUUCCAGUGGCGUUUCUGUGGUCUCUGCAAGCCAAUGGUUUUGGACUGGACUCAACAGCAUCCCAUGGGUCUCCGCGGAGAUAUGUUCAGCGGUCCCGAUAUCAUUUGACACACCCCCCAGCAACCAAUCAUCCACUCAGGGAGAGAGACGUCCCAGAUCUGGAGCCAUUGGUUUGAUUUGAAUGCCUUUUUUAAAAUGAAGAACAGACUGAAUGAUUGUUUGGAUAAGUAGUUCUGUUUGCAAAGAACAUUCACCUUUUAUAUUCGUGCGAAAUACACGUGAUUUCUGCCUUACGGCUUAAGUUAUACAUCGGAGUACGUGUUUAUAAGCAUACUGGUAUAUUUUGAACCGAAAUAUUUUGUAAGGUACAGUAAAAAUCACACCGGUUUGGUUUUUACUCCGUCAUUUUACAGAAAGUGACCACUAUCCUUGCGCUGUUUGUGAAGAGAUUUGUAAAUGCGAGCAAUUUUAUUUCUACAAAAUGAAAAAAAAAAAAAAAAAAAAAGCCGAUUUUCUUGCGAUUUUUGCGAACUGUACAUGUUUAAAAUGCAUUUGAAAUGACUUUGUUACGAUCAGAUGCGCCGCCGCUCUCCUCCUGAACAUUUUAUAGCGUUAUACAUGGCAGAUUAAUCAUAGAAUUUAAUAUAUUUUAUUUUAUUAGCUAUUAGUGCCGUUUUUUCCCUUUAUACUCGAUCAGUGAUAUUUUUAAAUGGCGGUUGAUUUUUAUUUUAUUUGGUUAAAGUCUUUUCAUAACCACUCAUGUCUGCUAGCAUCAUCUUGCUCUUUGCGUUCUUCUUCAUCGCGCAGUGUCAUUCUAAGGGAAAUGUGCUGUUCUUGAAUCCUGCUCUGUGCUUUGGAAUAAAUCAAGACUUGUUUUGUAA